Cuscuta epithymum is the source of this 1427-nucleotide messenger RNA. The record is from the annotation of a GenBank genome assembly. NCBI's taxonomy places the organism in Eukaryota, Viridiplantae, Streptophyta, Magnoliopsida, Solanales, Convolvulaceae.
GGUAAUUUGCCCUUUUCCUCGGAAAUUAAUGUUGCUGUUUUUAAAAUCAGGGUUCCGGAAUUCCUGAAACCCUAGAAACAACUAAAAAAACAACUGCAGAGCAUCAGAACUCCAUUCUGCAAUUUUGAAAAGCAUCGACCAAUAAAUUUGUUCAGGGCUUUCUCAUCGAAAGAAAGACGGAGACAGAAUGGUCUGGUUUCAGUGUGAGGACUGCGGAGACAAUCUGAAGAAGCCGAAGCUGCCUGGCCACUACAGAGUGUGCUCUGCUUUCAAGCUAUCUUGCAUUGAUUGUGGUGAAGUGUUUAAUCAGCAAUCUGUGGAGAGUCACACCCAGUGCAUUUCUGAAGCGGAAAAGUAUGGCCCAAAGGGUCAAGCUAAAACUCCAGUAGGAAGAAAUUCUAAUCCCAACAGUGACACGAAAAAAAGGCCUGAUGUAGAUGUAAAUGUUGGUUUGUCAGAUCGCCCACCAUGGUUUUGCAGUCUAUGCAAGACUAAAGCUUCUAGCAAACAAACACUCCUUCUCCAUGCUGAUGGUAAGAAGCAUAGAGCAAAAGCACGAGCUUUCCAUGCAGCCAACCAACAACAGUCUGGGAAGACUGAACCAAGCAAUCCGGAAGAAGUUCCAGAGAGAAAAUCUAGUGAAGAACCCAAUGCACUCAAACCAUCUGAAGCAGAUAAUACAGAGUUACACUCGAACAAGAAGAGGAAGCUUGAAUCAUCCCAAAAUGGUGCGGUCAAACAAAGAGUUGGAGAGGAAAAAUCAACCAAGUUAGGAAAUGGUGAAGCUGUUCAGCUGGAGAAGCAAAACGUGGGGGAAACUAACAUUCAUGACAAGAGAUCCGAAAACAUUGCAGGGGUAGAAGUAGCAGCAGCAGAUAAAGUAAAGAAGAUUAAGUGGAAAAAAUUGAUCACCUCAGCUUUGAAAUCUAAUCCAGAUGAUGGUCUUAAGUUUAAGAAACUUAAAAAGGCGGUUCUCAAGUCUCUAAGAGAAUCAGGCUACACAAAUGAUGAAAUUAAAGUUCAAGAUAUUCUUGAGAAGAAAAUUACUAAGAGUGCUAGGUUUGCUGUUGAAGGGAAGUUUGUUCGUCUUGUAGCUAAGAGCUGAAUCCAUGAUUUCGUGGGUUCGGUGUGAAAGACGAGUUUUUGGAGAUAAUUCUCAGAUGAUUCGAGAGGUGUAUUGACUAUUGAUCCCCGUUUUUUGUAAAACCCCAUAGCUUUUCCCAGUCUCAUAAUUUAUUUGUCAAUCGGGAACUGUUGUAUUGUUGAAGAGACACUACACAUUUCUGCCAAUGGAAAAUGAGGAAUCACUUUUUUUGAUAUUUCAUUUCGAACUGAAUGAUAGAGGGCUAGUCCAUGAAGUAAAGCGUUGUGUUUGUUUUUUAUACUGUAUGUGUCCGUAAAAAAUCCAUUACAAGUUUACAACAGAG